Molecule: messenger RNA, 814 nt
Organism: Cuscuta campestris
Lineage: Eukaryota; Viridiplantae; Streptophyta; Magnoliopsida; Solanales; Convolvulaceae
Source: the annotation of a GenBank genome assembly
GUAUAGGACCACAAUCGCCGGCUGCCUUGAGGCGACAGAAUAUUCACUUCAUCAAAUCGGAGCGUCAACCCAGCAAGCGGUGGCUGACAGUAGUCUGAAUCGUCCAAGGUUCCAACCUCAAGUUGUACUCCAGGGAGGAUUUAAGCAGUAAAGGAAGGGAUGAGUGCUUACAAUGCUUUUAAAGCUUGUGCCCCGGUUGCGUGGAGCUCGAAUUUGUACAUAACCCUUGUAAGAGGUAUCCCAGGUACUAGGAGGCUCCAUAGGCGUACCUUAGAAGCAUUGCGCCUUCGGAAAUGCAACCGUACUGUGAUGCGGUGGAACACCCCUACAGUCCGAGGAAUGGUUCAGCAGGUGAAAAGGUUGGUGGUUGUUGAGACAGAAGAGAUGUACAAGGCACGAAAGGAGAAAGAAGCCAACCACCGAGCCUUGCGUCCCCCAUUGGUUGUAAAUCAUCACUCUGCUUCUUCAACAACUUAGUUUCUGCAAUUUGUCAUCGCUGCUCUUUCAGGCGCAGAGAAGUGAGAUGAUGAUACUGUUGCAAUAAAGACAUUGAAGUUUUUAAAGGUUUUUGAAGGGUGUAUUGUUUCUAGCUGAACACUUGUUGUGCCAUCCUCUAGUUUUCUUUUCAAUGGUGACUUUCACAGAUUUCCUAUGUUGAUUGGCGUUGUAGCUUAAAACAAGUGUUUAGCCUAUGCUAUCAUUUUUUUGUUAAGAUAGAAAUACAUUAUAUUAAGGACACAUUGCUUUGAAACUUCUAUUGAUGUUUUAGUCAUACCAUGAAGGCAUUUAAGUAGAAUAUAUUUUUCUUUCCCAG